Opisthorchis viverrini is the source of this 231-nucleotide messenger RNA. RefSeq lists its product as hypothetical. The transcript has a single exon. Lineage: Eukaryota; Metazoa; Platyhelminthes; Trematoda; Opisthorchiida; Opisthorchiidae. The record is from RefSeq and is a predicted model, not a curated record. Bases 1 to 231 code for a protein of 76 amino acids.
AUGGCCAAUCGCUUCGGGAAGCAAUCUUGGAAUCCGCGCGAUCCAAGUGCAUCCAGGCUCUCUAGAGCGAUAUGUCUUGAAAAUGAAGUAAGCUCCACGCAUGAGAAAAACAGUCCUCAAGCCUUUGCUUCUAUAACUCCUGAGAAACAGUUUGAUCGAAAUUCGAAGUAUAUUGAGCUCGGGAUCGAUCAGGCAAAAUUUGGCUACAACACCGAAGCGAUUCUCUGGUAA